Molecule: messenger RNA, 921 nt
Organism: Amyelois transitella
Lineage: Eukaryota; Metazoa; Arthropoda; Insecta; Lepidoptera; Pyralidae
Gene: RpL8
Product: large ribosomal subunit protein uL2
Exons: 6
Coding region: 113-886 (257 amino acids)
Biological process (GO): cytoplasmic translation
Cellular component (GO): cytosolic large ribosomal subunit; ribosome
Molecular function (GO): structural constituent of ribosome; RNA binding
Source: RefSeq, a predicted model, not a curated record
UUUAAUCGAUUGAAUUUUUUAAUCGAUUACUGUCUAACUGACAGAUGAUUGGCCGCUUCACUAGUGAAUGUCUUUCAAAAGUGGUACCUCUUGAUGAGGAGGGAUUGUAAUCAUGGGUCGUGUGAUUCGUGCUCAGCGUAAAGGUGCCGGUUCAGUCUUCGUUUCACAUACAAAGAAAAGGAAAGGAGCGCCUAAACUUCGCUCUUUGGAUUAUGCUGAACGUCAUGGAUAUAUAAAGGGUGUGGUAAAGGACAUCAUCCAUGACCCUGGACGAGGUGCACCCCUGGCAGUGGUACACUUCCGUGACCCAUAUAAGUUCAAGACCCGAAAGGAAUUAUUUAUUGCCCCUGAAGGUCUCUACACUGGCCAAUUUGUGUACUGCGGCAAGAAGGCAACCCUUGAAGUUGGAAAUGUGAUGCCAGUAGGCGCUAUGCCUGAAGGUACAAUUGUCUGUAACCUUGAAGAAAAAAUGGGUGAUAGAGGCCGGCUGGCUCGUGCCUCUGGAAACUUUGCAACAAUCAUUGGCCACAACCCAGACGCCAAACGUACCAGGGUUAAACUGCCAUCAGGUGCAAAGAAAGUUCUCCCAUCAAGCAACAGAGGCAUGGUUGGUAUUGUUGCUGGCGGUGGACGUAUCGAUAAGCCCAUAUUAAAAGCUGGUCGUGCCUACCAUAAAUAUAAGGUGAAGCGUAACUGCUGGCCAUAUGUACGAGGUGUUACCAUGAACCCAGUAGAGCAUCCUCAUGGUGGUGGUAACCAUCAACACAUCGGUAAGGCUUCCACUGUAAAGAGAGGAACCUCAGCUGGUCGCAAGGUCGGUCUCAUCGCUGCUCGCAGGACAGGAAGAAUUCGCGGUGGCAAGACAGACACAAAGAAGGAGGCGUAAAUUUGAAUUAUUGCGUAAUAAAACUUUUAAAUCAA